Molecule: messenger RNA, 4383 nt
Organism: Ostrea edulis (European flat oyster)
Lineage: Eukaryota; Metazoa; Mollusca; Bivalvia; Ostreida; Ostreidae
Product: prion-like-(Q/N-rich) domain-bearing protein 25
Exons: 18
Coding region: 78-2249 (723 amino acids)
Source: RefSeq, a predicted model, not a curated record
AUUGUAGUCAAAUCGGUGCUAUUUUCGUACAAUGAUACGACACUAUAACGUUUGGUGUUUGAAAACUUUUGGCCAAAAUGUUAAUGUUAUUGAUAAAUCUGCUUUUCUCAUGGUUACUACUUUCGCAGAAAUACACUGUAGCAGAGUCUAUUAAAAGAAAUGUUACCCAAACGAACGCAAGAAGUGUUUUUGAAACUUUUCACUGUGCUUGGAACAUCUUGUCCAAUCUGGACAACUAUCUUCCAGAGUCUUGGAGCCAAGCUGUUGGAUGUUAUGUAACAAUUAAUUACCUCCGCCCAUACACUGAAGAACGACAUUCGCUCUCAAUGUAUCUAUAUUCGGGAAGCCAGUCUUUGACCAUAUACCGUAGUGUGAAAUUAUGUCAAUUGGACCAAACAACUGUGAAAAUGCAUUUCUCUUGCAGGAUAUCUCAAACAGCCAGAAUCGACGAGUGGUGUUUUUCAAACAAAGAUUGUUUGUCCAGACAUUCAGUUUGCAGCGUUAGAAAUAUCUAUGGACAGUGUACUUGUCAAGAUGGGACCGUGAUUGACAGGGGAAAGUGCUUAAAACGUCUGGGCCUUGGGAAACAAUGUGAGAGAAAUGAAGAAUGUGGAGUUUAUAAUGUACAUUGCAAGAACAACACAUGUCAAUGUAGGAGUGGUCAUUAUGAAUUUGAUGGGAGUUGCAUCAGAGAAAGCGUUUCAUUUCGAUCGUCAUGCCAGACCAACAGACAGUGUAAGUGGUUUGGAGGAACGUGUGAUAAUGGCGGAUGUGGAUGUCCUUAUGGUCAUGACCAUUGGAACAACACAUGCAUAAAAGAAAACAUUACAUUUGGAUCACCAUGCCUGACCAACAGACAAUGUCGUGCAUUUAGAGGAACAUGUCAAAAUGGCCAAUGUAGAUGUCCUUACGAAUAUUUCUUAUUGAACAACAGAUGUACAGUAGGUUAUAAAACACUUGGUUCGUCGUGUCUCUACCGUCAACAAUGCACAGGAACGCCUAAUGCAAGUUUAUGCCUCGGAAAUGUGUAUUAUGGCAAAUGCAGCUGCAACAUUGGAUUUGUUGAAUUAAACCGUUCUUGUAUAGAAAAUGUCUCUUAUGGACAAAAAUGCCUGACCAGCAGCCACUGCCAAUCAUUUGGAGGAACGUGUCAACAUGACCAAUGUCUAUGUCCUUACGGACAUUUCCUCCUACACAGUACAUGUGUAAAAGAAAAUGUCUCUUAUGGACAACAAUGCCUGACCAUCAGCCAGUGCCAAGCAUUUGGAGGAACGUGUCAACGUCAGCAAUGUCGAUGUCCUUAUGAACAUUUCCUCCUGCACGGUACAUGUGUAAAAGGUAAUAUAAAACUUGGUUCGCCGUGUCGCUAUCGUCAACAAUGCACAGGAACGCCUAAUGCAAGUUUAUGCCUCGGAAAUUCUUCUCAUGGCAAAUGCAGCUGCAACAUUGGGUUUGUUGAAUUAAACCGUUCUUGUAUAGAAAAUGUUUCACAUGGACAAAAAUGUCUGACCAGCAGCCAGUGCCAAUCAUUUGGAGGAACGUGUCAACAUGACCAAUGUCUAUGUCCUUACGGCGAUAUCUUCCUGCACGGUACAUGUGUAAAAGGUUAUAUAAAACUUGGUUCGUCGUGUCUCUACCGCCAACAAUGCACAGGAACGCCUAAUGCAAGUGUAUGCCUAGGAAAUUCGUAUCAUGGCAAUUGCAGCUGCAACAUUGGUUUUCUUGAAUUAAACCGUUCUUGUAUAGAAAUACCAAAGAAUACCGCUGAGAAGAUGGAGACUUCAAAUUCAGUCGCUCUAGCACUCGGAUUUAGUGUGGGUGGCCUAGUUAUCGGAGCAGCAUUCACAAUUCUCUUGUGUGUAAUAUACAACAUGCGACAGAUGCGAAAAACCAGAAAUCAGGGUGCAUAUGAACUACGAGAAAUGAGAAAUGUGCAUUGUUCCACUGCAAUUUACAAUGAGUUUCCAGAGGAUCACAAUGGGGAAUUGGAGGUGGAAGAGAAUGAAGACGUAGAUUCAACACUCGGGUCUCCGUGUAUAGAGAGUGUUCAAAACGAAAUCUACAAUCACUUGAACGAAGAAGACGAAGAUCAAGAUGACAUGGAAAACAAAUACGACUACGUUGAACCAGUUCAAAGUACACCUAGACAAUUUCUGAACGAUGACGUCUACAUGGCUGCAACUUUUCCCCAGAAUCCGUGUUUAUACGAGCUCCAAAGAGUGUUGAAGAAGAGUACAAGCACAGAGUAAAGCAAACAUAACUUCGUUAAUUCCACAAAGCGAAAUGUCAGAUCUGCAAAGAAUACAUUUCGGAUUUUUUAUCACUUCCGCUUAAAACUGAAGUCUCUAAAGUGCCAUUUUUCAAUUCGUUUUACAAUGUUUCAUACAUACGUGUGUGCACUAUGAUAACUACAGUUAUUGAAAGAAGACAACGGCGUAUCGUAUGAAUUGACAGUUAUUGGAAGAAGACAACGGUGUGUCGUGUGAAUUGACAGUUAUUGGAAGAAGACAAUGGUGUAUCGUAUGAAUUGACAUACAGUAAAGCACGAACACGUACUAACAUGAAAGGACCGUAUCCCUGUAGUGGAAUUAUCAUUAGACGUUUUGGUAUAUUUCGUAUGUUUUCAUAAAAGAGGAAGAACUUUCAAGGCUACAAACAUUGUACAUAAAAUUGUAAUAUACAGACAUGUAUGAGUGAGAUGCAUUUAGUCUUUUCAUUCUGAGAUGUGACCUGUCAUUUUGUGAUAAAAAGCACUGAACACACAUUUAGGAUUUCCUACAGUGUGUAAUGUCAAUCACCGAACAGGAAAUAUCAUAAAUAUGUUAUAUGGAACACUAUUGACUUACAUUAUGUGCAGUACCAUACUAUACUAUAGACCGAGGACAACCAACAGCUGACCAGAUCCAUAUUGUCAUGAGGGGAUCGAAUUAAAGGUCAAUAACUACUUUAUCAAAUGGUCAGAAAUUUUAUAACAGUUUAAACAAAUAACAACAUGUGUAUUGUAAAACAUUAUAGCAAUCAUAUUUCAACAGUCAAAACCUAGAAAAUAUAACACGAUGAUAAAAUUUAUUCUCUUUUACAUUGUAAUUGAAAGUGGUUUGACCAUAAUUAGCUAUGUUUGGCAAGCCAUUUAUGGUAUCGAUUUUGACUUAUGGACGCAUGCCCUAAAACACGCAAUUUGAUUGAUCGAUAAAAAUGUCAUCAAAGCUAUGGUUGGUCAAACUGGAAUGCCGAAUAAACCUCCCAAAGUUAAUAUUGAGGUGACCUCACUCUGAGGUACAGAUCAGAAGAGAUAUUGUUUGACCGCGGUCAACCAAUACCUGAUCAGGUCUGCAUAUAGCCACGAGUAGACCGAAUUAAAGGCCAGUAACUGCUCCAUUGAAUAAUCGGGAAUUUGACAACAGUAUUCACAAUAUUUUUUUUUAUUUUAUUCAAUCAACAAAUACAAUCAUUUACAUAAUGAUAUUUUUUCAACAGUCAAAACCUAGAAACUGUGACAGUAAUAUAAUGUUAAAAUCCUUUCUUAGUGAACGUGGUCGUUUUUAUAUAAAAUAAUUAAUUAUGUAUUUUCUGUCUGUAAUUAGAAAUAGAGAUAGUAUAACAUACAAUAUUAGUAUAUUUUGGUGUAAAAUACUCGAAUCUGAUUGGCCAAGAAACAGUUGAAAAAACGUAGUAUUGUUUCCCUCUGAGAAUAGAAAGCACGCGCUCCAGGGUGAUAGUAUCUAGCAACGGGAAACAAUACCUGGCAACGGGUGAUAUUAUAAAACAAAUAUAUCACAUGCGUCAAACUGAUGCGCGUACGGUUCGCUUUACAUUUUAGGAAAAUGUCGUUUAAGCGUUUGAAAUAGAUGCAGUCUGCAGUGUGUAACAGCAACAUUUUUAAUGAAAUCGAUUGAUUAAAAGUAACAAAGAUAAUCGGCAGGUGACAGGUACAUUGUUAACUAACGUGCAACUAUCGCAGUCAAGUAACGUUUUGAACUUGUUGAUUAAUUCUUAAUCAAUUCCACCAUAUGAAAAUGUUUAAGACAGAAUCUAGAUGAAAGGAUAUUCGGUUGAAUUUUGUGCUUUGUUAAUUGUAUCUAAUAAAUGUAUGAUAUUCAGUACAAUUAAACAAAUAGCACAUGUAGUUGAGGGUGACAUUGAACAUUUUCACCCCUCAAAAACCAUUGUCAACCUCGACCGCGCCUUUAUUGACAAUGGUUUCUCGGGGUGAAAAUGUUCAAUGUUACCUUAAACUGCAUGCAAUAUAUACAUGUACUUAUAAUACCACCUCUAUACUUGGUAAAAACAAAUUAUUUUCCUAUAUUGUAUUUCUUUGUAUAUGUUGUAGAUACUCAUAUAUUGUGUAUCAUUGUUAUAAAUUAUUGUAUUGGUAGAGUGCUA